AUGGAGCGGAUCCCCAGGGCGCAACCAUCCCCCGCCUGCCUGCCCAAAGCACCCGGACUGGAGCACAGAGACCUACCAGGGAUGUACCCUGCCCACAUGUACCAAGUGUACAAGUCAACACGGGGAAUAAAGCGGAGCGAGGACAGCAAGGAGACCUACAAAUUGCCGCAUCGGCUCAUCGAGAAAAAGAGACGUGACCGGAUUAAUGAGUGCAUCGCCCAGCUGAAGGAUCUCCUACCCGAACAUCUCAAACUUACAACUUUGUGUCACUUGGAAAAAGCAGUGUUUCUUGAACUUACCUUGAAGCAUGUGAAAGCACUAACAAACCUAAUUGAUCAUCAGCAGCAGAAAAUCAUUGCCCUGCAGAGCGGUUUACAAGCUGGUGAGCUGUCAGCGAGAAAUGUCUAA
Symphalangus syndactylus (siamang) is the source of this 408-nucleotide messenger RNA. RefSeq names its product class E basic helix-loop-helix protein 40-like. The record is from RefSeq and is a predicted model, not a curated record. NCBI's taxonomy places the organism in Eukaryota, Metazoa, Chordata, Mammalia, Primates, Hylobatidae. Gene Ontology annotation, molecular function: protein dimerization activity.